Messenger RNA from Trichobilharzia regenti, 1503 nucleotides. The record is from the annotation of a GenBank genome assembly. Lineage: Eukaryota; Metazoa; Platyhelminthes; Trematoda; Strigeidida; Schistosomatidae.
AUGAUGCGUAUUCAUUUCAAAAAUGUGGGUGCGCCUAUCAUCCUACAAGUAGCAUCUUUCAUGUACCGACGGAUACGUUUGUCAUCCCUCUGGAUAAUUUUGACAUUCUUACUGUCAAUAUUAUUCAUCAGCAGUCUUUGGGAUUCAACUAUAUCUCCGUUACACAAUAAUUCCAAUGUCUUAUGGCUUUGGAAAGAAGCAGAUUUUUCUUCAUUAAAUUCCCUGUGGUCACAACCUAUCCUCAGCCAACAUCUUAUAAACAAAACAUUUGUGCUAAACAAAUCAUUAGGAAUUUCAAAUACACCGUCUCAUCUACAAUCGAUCACUUCUAUUUCGAAUUUACGCCAAUAUAUUUCAAGUCUUAACUCAGAUCAAUUUGUACAGAAUGAAGAUAUUUAUGGCCACCUACCAACCAAAGAUAAUUUCAAUCAUAUAAAAUCUGCUCCUGAACACGUAAUUUUAAUACAGGUCCAUAAUAGAACUCUCGAGUUAACUUUAUUAAUUGAAUCAUUAAGACGAGUGAAAGGAAUUGAAAAGGCAUUGGUUAUUUUCUCGCAUGAUUUUUAUUCUGAUGAAAUGAAUAAUCUAAUUGCCUCUAUUCGCUUUACGCGUACUGUACAAAUUUUCUAUCCUCAUUCAACUCAAAUAUUUCCAAAUUCCUUUCCUGGUACUGAUCCAAGAGAUUGUGAAAGUCGACUGUCACCAGAUAAAGCUAAAAUUAUUGGGUGUUUAAAUGCUGAUUGGCCAGAUACAUAUAAACAUUAUCGUGAAUCACGAUUCACUCAAAUUAAAAAUCAUUGGUUGUGGAAAAUCCAGUUUAUUCUUGAACAUUUUUAUCCUACUAAAUACUAUAAUGGCUACUUUAUUUUAUUAGAAGAAGAUCAUUUUGUUCUUGAAGAUAUUUUACAUGUUACCUCUUUGAUCAGUACAAAAUUUCAGAACCCUGUAAAUACUGAUGAGAUUAUUGCUCUUGGAUCGUACGAUAAAGAUCAGACAUAUACAUCUGGAAAGGCUGAAAUAACCUAUUGGCUUGCACCAAAACACAAUAUGGGCAUUGCUAUUUCCCGAUCUGUAUGGGAAAAAAUUAAAAGCUGUGAAAAGAUUUUUUGCACCUACGAUGAUUACAAUUGGGAUUGGACUUUACAAUAUGUUGGUCAACACUGUUUCCCAAAUAAACUGAAAGUGCUCACAUUACCUGGCUCUACCCGUGUCUUUCAUUUGGGUGAAUGUCGAGGACUUCAUCAUGAAAACAAAGUCUGUUCAUCCGAAUUACUCGCUACAAAUAUUUUACAAAAAUUCAGUGGAUCUCUACUGACGAAAUUAUAUCCAACAUCUUUGUAUUUAACAAGGAGUGUAUCACGUGUUAUUCCUACGCAAAGAGCUAAUGGUGGUUGGUCGGAUCUACGUGAUCGAAAUCUUUGUUAUAGCCUAUUAUCUGCUAAAUGGAAUGAUUUCUUAAAACAAUGGGCUCCUACACUCACAAAUUACUCACCUAUAUACUAA